Erigeron canadensis is the source of this 1799-nucleotide messenger RNA. Its product is annotated as 2-methylpropanoate--CoA ligase CCL4-like. The record is from RefSeq and is a predicted model, not a curated record. NCBI's taxonomy places the organism in Eukaryota, Viridiplantae, Streptophyta, Magnoliopsida, Asterales, Asteraceae. The coding region runs from base 61 to 1716 and encodes 551 amino acids. The transcript has a single exon.
GUUUUUCUUCAAAUUAUAUUUCAUCUGUUCCAGUCACACACAAAAAAAAGGACACAAAACAUGGAUGCAUUAAGGAAGCCUAAUGCUGCAAAUUCAAGCCCUCUAACACCUCUUGGUUUCCUAGAAAGAGCAGCCAUCAUAUACGAUGACUCUCCUUCAAUCGUAUACAACGAUCUGACUUACACAUGGUCAGAUACGUAUCGUCGUUGUCUACAAUUAGCUUCAUCCAUCUCUCGUCUCGCUAUAGGAAAAGGUGACGUUGUUUCAGUACUUGCACCAAACAUCCCUGCCACUUAUGAGCUUCAUUUUGCAGCCACAAUGACUGGGGCCGUGUUCAACACAAUCAAUACACGUUUAGAUGCACGUAACGUGUCAACUCUUCUUGUUCAUAGCGAAUCCAAGCUAGUUUUCGUUGACUACCAGCUCAUUCCUCUUAUCCAAGAAGCGGUUUCUUUACUCUCGGAUAAAUGUCCUUGUCCACUACUCGUGGUUAUAACAGAUGAUGCAGCUGCAUCAUUUAGUACUACUAUGGAUUAUAAUUUCUUCAUUAGUACAUAUGAAACCAUGGUGGAAGCCGGUGAUCCUGGAUUCAUUUGGGCCCGGCCCAAAAGUGAUUGGGAUCCAUUAACAUUGACUUACACUUCUGGGACAACCUCGGCUCCAAAAGGCGUCGUCCAUAGCCACCGUGGGACGUUUAUUGGAACCAUGAGUUCUCUUCUAGACUGGUUUGUACCUAAACAACCUGUCUUUUUAUGGACACUGCCAAUGUUUCAUGUAAGCGGUUGGAACUAUGUCUGGGGUAUGGCUGCAGUUGGAGGCACAAAUGUCUGUCUACGCAAAUUCGAUGCAUCUGUUAUUUACAAUUCCAUUUAUAAAUUUCAUGUGACACACAUGUGUGGCGCCCCAAUUGUGCUUAAUAUGUUGACAAAAGUUAAUCCUCUUUGUCACAAAGUUCAUAUUUUGACAAGUGGGGCGCCACCUCCACCUGCUGUUCUGUUAAAAAUUGAGUCACUUGGAUUUGAAGUGACUCAUUUUUAUGGAAUGACUGAAGCAGGUGGACCGGCUACCGCUUGUACAUGGAAGGAAAAAUGGAAUAAAUUUCCAGCGUCCGAAAGAGCUAAACUUAAGGCAAGACAAGGAGUUCGAACAGUUGGGAUGGCUGAUGUGUAUGUGGUAGAUUCCGAGUCAGGGUUGAGUGUGAAACGGGACGGGUUGACUCAAGGAGAGAUAGUGAUUAAAGGCGGGUGUAUAAUGUCCGGUUACUUAAAAGAUCCAGAAGCAGCCGCGACAUGUAUAAAAAACGGGUGGUUUUAUACAGGGGAUGUGGGCGUUAUGCACCCGGAUGGGUAUUUGGAAAUUAAGGACAGGUCAAAAGAUGUGAUUAUAAGUGGUGGAGAGAAUAUUAGUAGUGUGGAGGUCGAGUCAGUUUUGUACUCGCAUCCGGCUGUGAAUGAGGCUGCAGUCGUGGGACGACCUGAUGAGUACUGGGGUGAAACGCCGUGUGCUUUUGUUAGUCUGAAAGAUGCCGAAGGGAAGCCACGGCCCACGGGCGAGGAGAUAAUGAAGUUUUGUAAAGGUAAGCUGCCCGGAUACAUGGUGCCAAAAUCAGUUGUUUUUAAGGAUGAGCUUCCAAAAACAUCCACAGGCAAGAUUCAGAAAAAUGUCCUAAGGGAAAUUGCCAGAAGUAUGGGAUUUUCGGGAAAAAGUCGAAUCUAAAUAAAAAGUAUAUAAAUAAUAUAUUUACUUUAGUUUAAAUAAAAGUAUAAAUGAAGGCUAAGUUUUUUCCCCCUCAUAUCUAC